AUGUCACCACCACCGGGAUUAGAAGGUUUCUUGAGUCCAGGAGACGAAGUCGAUGUUGUCAACGAGACGAGGAAGAGGGCGCGAGAGCAGUGUGCUCCGCUUGUGAAGGCUUUCGCGGAGUGCUGUGCCGGACGGACAAUCUCCAUGCUGUGGGCAUGUAGCGAUCAGAAGAAGGCGAUGAUGGAUUGUGUACAGAUUCACUCUACUCACGAACGUCUCGACAAAGUCCGCGAUGAGUUUAUUAGGGAGAAAGAGGACAAGGCCGCAGCAGUGAAAAAGCUGCAGCAGUAAGAAAGGCAGGGACUCGAAGACGUCACGAAGGUUCGCGGAAGUGCUCUACAGAACCUCAUUUUAUAAAGCAUCACCACUCCGAUGCGAAAGCUCCAUUCUCUCUAACUGUCCUACUUUGUCACAAUACUGACAACAUCUCCCUCUGCCACCAUAUGCGUCAACCCCACUCUCUGCGGA
This is a messenger RNA of Saitoella complicata NRRL Y-17804, 468 nucleotides long. RefSeq lists its product as uncharacterized. The transcript has 3 exons. The record is from RefSeq and is a predicted model, not a curated record. Bases 1 to 291 code for a protein of 96 amino acids. Gene Ontology annotation, cellular component: mitochondrion. NCBI's taxonomy places the organism in Eukaryota, Fungi, Ascomycota, Saitoellomycetes, Saitoellales, Saitoellaceae.